CACAACAAUCCGACUGGAAACAAAAGCUUGAUCAAUGGCAGGUACCCCAUUGGCUGCAUAUAGCGUUUUACUAACUAAUGAGACAUUUAAAGUAAAUCCAAAGUAUUUAUUUAGUUGCUCAUAAAUGGAUGGUGUACCUUGUCUCCGUGUGUCUUGUUGUCAGGCACAGCAGUUCAGGAUGUAUCUCCAGUCCAGGGGGAUGUUCGACCGGAGUUUUAGCUUGGUUAAACAACCAGACGGGACAGUCCUCCUUCCUAUUUCACCAUCCUGCCUCUCACAGCUGGAUCUGCAGUCUCUCAGAAACACUUUGACUCCAGAUGUUUGUGACUUCACCUGGAGUCAGUCUCCACAGUCAAAAAAGGAGAAGGGAAGGAAAGCUGGAAGUAAACUGGAGAGAACCAUCCAGGAGUUGUUGGAGUCUCAGGGUGAAAGAUGGAUGGAGGAGAUGAGGAGCGAUCUUCCUCGGAGCUUCCAGAGGCAUGGAGACCUCGUCCUGCUGGGCGACAGCUGCUUUACUCUGCCGAUAUGGAAUAAAAUAGGCGAUCAGUUAUGGAGUGCAGUGACCAAAGAGCUGAGGGCGAAGCGGCUUGCAAAGAUGAGUCGAAUAUCCAGGGAUGGGUUCAGGUCUCCUGUGGUGACGAUGCUGCUGGGCGACAACAGCUGGGUCAAGCAUGUGGACAAUGGCAUCAGUUAUGAGUUUGAUGUUACCAGAUGCAUGUUCUCAGCCGGGAACAUCACAGAGAAGCUCCGUGUGGCCGGAUUUGACUGCAGAGGAGAGACUGUGGUCGACUUAUAUGCAGGUAUUGGCUACUUCACUCUGCCAUAUUUGGUUCAUGCGAGGGCCAGCCAUGUUCAUGCCUGUGAGUGGAACCCUGACGCCGUCGCUGCUUUACAGAAAAACCUGGAAGUAAACGGGGUGCCAGAGCGCUGCACCAUCCACCCAGGAGACAACCGUCAAGUUCAGCUGUGUAAUAUCGCCGACCGGGUGAACCUGGGUCUCAUCCCGACCUCUGAGGACGGCUGGCCCGUAGCGUGUCGGCUGCUGAAGAAGACGACCGGCGGCGUUUUGCACAUUCAUCAGAACGUCACCUCUCCUUUACUGAACGCUGCUGCUGGCGACGCCGCUCCUCAAAAUCUUUCUGCAAAGAACGCUGACAGAGAGGUGUGGCGGGCCUGGGCCAGUGACACCGCAGACCGAAUAACUUCUCUGUUCAAGGACCUCAGUGGUGCAUCAUGGGUAAUAAAUAUCCAGCACAUAGAACAUGUGAAGUCUUAUGCGCCUCAUGUGCACCAUGUUGUGCUGGACUUGGACUGCAGACCGAACUGAAUUAACACUGAAACAAUAUUCCUGCUGCUUUUAUUCCCAGGAAUAAAUAAAAGAAGGCUGCAGGGUCGAAAACACUUUUAUUUAACCCCA
Poecilia latipinna (sailfin molly) is the source of this 1417-nucleotide messenger RNA. It is a transcript of the gene tyw2, whose product is annotated as tRNA methyltransferase 12 homolog. Gene Ontology annotation, cellular component: cytoplasm. The record is from RefSeq and is a predicted model, not a curated record. Gene Ontology annotation, biological process: tRNA methylation; wybutosine biosynthetic process. NCBI's taxonomy places the organism in Eukaryota, Metazoa, Chordata, Actinopteri, Cyprinodontiformes, Poeciliidae. Bases 125 to 1327 code for a protein of 400 amino acids. Gene Ontology annotation, molecular function: tRNA methyltransferase activity. The transcript is spliced from 7 exons.